UUCUGCAAUCAAAGUGGUUCACUUUGCCUGCAGGAGCCCUGUGUGAACUAUAUUUCUUCCUCGCACAUAAAUUGUAAGGGCUUCAUUGACUUUGCUAGCUCCAUGGCCAUAGCUAUGGACAAAAAAAUUAAUUGGCUACUCCUUAUCCUGUUGCAAGCCACAAUUGAACGCAGCGAGGGAUGCUACUGUGACCAUUAUCCAUGGACUCCCUGGUCGAGCUGUUCAAGAACCUGUAAUUAUGGGACUCAAAGCAGGCAAAGGCAAAUAAGGAUAGAUGAGUACUACAACAAAAACUUCUGUGCCCAACUUUGCACCACUCAGGAAUCAAGGGCCUGCAACCAGCAGAUGUGUCCUAUCAAUUGCCAGAUUGGAGACUUUGGCUCCUGGUCAGAAUGCGACCCGUGUAUUAAAAAACAAUUUCGUACCAGAACCCUGAACCGACCCUCUCAGUUUCGGGGACAACCCUGCAAUGAGCAGCUGGUAGAGUCCCGGAGGUGCUACCCAACCAAACUUUGCAACAUAGAGGAAGUAAACUGUGCAAAUAAAUUCCAGUGUGAAAAUGGUCGCUGCAUCAGCCGAAACUUGGAAUGCAAUGGAGAAAAUGACUGUGAGGACAAUUCGGAUGAAAGGGAUUGUCGGCGUGUACGGGCUGUGUGCAACAGAAGGCAUGAGAGCCUUCCUGGUGUGCAUCUAAUGGGCCAUGGAUAUCACCUUUUGGCAGGAGAGAACAGAGGAGAAGUCCUUGGUAAUUCGUUCAAUGGAGGCAAAUGCACACUGGUCAAAAACAACGACACGAGGAAAACGUUUCGUGUCCCUGCAAACCUAGAGGCUGUCAGCUUUCAGGUUGAGAAUGAAGAGGAUGACGUGGCCUCCGAUUUCUACAGCGAUUUGAUCCCCUUAGAGUCCAGUGUGUCUGCCUUGCAUUCCUCCUCUGGUUCUCACAGUGGCUCUUCUGGAAUCCCCUUUCUGUUCUCUAAAAAGAAAAAAGUGAAGGUCACAUCCUCAUCCUCCUUCAAGGAAGCCAUUCAAGCUUCAUAUAAAAAGAAUUCCAACUUCAUUCGGAUCCAUAAGGUGAUUUCAGUAUUAAACUUCACAGUGAAAGAGUCAGACUUGCUGCUCUCUGGGGUGUUUCUAAAGGCCCUCAACAGCCUCCCUCUGGAGUACAACUAUGCUCUCUACGGCCGGAUAUUCGAUGACUUUGGGACUCAUUACUACACCUCUGGUUCAAUGGGAGGCACAUAUGACCUCCUCUAUCAAUACAGUGCUGAAGAAAUGAAAAAUUCAGGUUUAACAGAGCAACAAUCACAAGAGUGCGUCCGGACAGAAACGACGAAGCGUAUCCUUUGGAAAAAGAAAAAGAAAGUGCAUACGAGAUGCGAACACAAUACGAUGAGUGCUCGCCAUGAAGGUUCAUUUUUGCAGUCCUCUGAAAAGUCGAUCUCAUUAGUAAAAGGCGGGAGGUCCCAGUACGCUGCAGCUCUUGCCUGGGAACAAAGAGGGUCUUUCCCUGAACACGACACGUACACCAAUUGGCUGGAAUCCGCCAAGGAAAAUCCAAUCGUUGUUGACUUGGAGUUGGCUCCCAUUUUGGAUUUGGUGAAGAACUUCCCUUGCGCAGCGACGAAGCGUCGUAAUCUCCGGAGAGCGCUUAUAGACUACAUGGAACAAUUUGACCCAUGCCAAUGUGCUCCGUGUCCCAAUAAUGGCAAGGCUGUGCUAUCGGGAAUGGAAUGCCUCUGUGUGUGCCAAGCUGGUACUUACGGUGAUAACUGUGAGAUGCGAGCGCCCGACUACACAUCCGUUGCCGUGGAUGGUUCCUGGAGUUGCUGGUCCGCAUGGAGUUCCUGUGAUGCCUCCCAUAAGAGACGGAGAAGCCGUGUUUGCGACAAUCCCUCGCCGCUAAAUGGAGGGAAGACGUGUGAAGGCCAACAGGAGCAAGAGGACGAGUGUUACUUCUCCAUAUUUGCUGACAGGGGGGGCUUGUGUAUAAAUGAUGAUGAUGCCAUGAAGGAGGCGGACAUUUUUGUAGGCGAGCCCGAAUCUGGAUGCUUUAAACCAGUCCCACCAGAAUAUGGAUUCAUCAGGAAUGAAAAGAACCACUAUGCAGUCGGGGAAGAUGUGGAAGUUGUGUGUUUGAGCGGAUAUAAUCUAGUUGGGUAUCAGUACCUUCGCUGCCUGCCGGAUCAAACAUGGGCACAACAGCUUGUCGAGUGCCAGCCAUCUGCUUGCCCCAGGCCAUCAGCAUCUCCCGAUGUCGCGAUUACUCCAUAUAAGAAUGAAUACAAGAUUGGGGAAACCAUCCAGUUACACUGCUCUCCGACUCUGAGUCUAAAUGGCCCCACACGAUACACUUGCGGGCAAGGCCCAUCCUGGAACCCUCCUGUUUGGAGACUACUGACCUGCGAGAAAGCUAAUCAAGCUCAAGGGAGUUGCAGCCCUGGUCAAAAGCAGUCUGGAUCCCAAUGUGUGUGCAUGUCCCCAACAGAGGAUUGUGGCCACUAUUCUGAAGACGUUUGUGUAAUACCGGAUGCUGCUUCUGAACAAGCCAUUACCAAGCCCAGCUGCCAGUUCUUGGCUGAAAAAUGCCUGGGAGAGAAUCCGCCCCAUUUCCUACAUUCUGGGCCCUGCCACAGGGUCACUGACUUAAGCUGGGCCCUAGAAAGGCUCAAACUCUCUACAGGCAGCAUAAAGCAUGAACCCUGUGGCUAUGACACGUGCUAUGACUGGGAGAGAUGCUCAGAAUUGCGUGGUCAGUGCCUCUGCCUGCUGGCUAGCCAGUGCCCUCGAGGUGGUGAGGAGCACCUUUUCUGCAUCCAAAUUAGGUCAAGAAAGAAGACGGUCAGCCUCUGCAUGCUGGGGGCGAUAAAAUGCUCCAAGAUGAACAUUGAAGUGCUACAUGAAGGGAGCUGUUCAGCUGAAGAACCGUCAAGGUCAUCACUAGACCAACCUCAGCUUUAGUAGCUCCUUUUCUUCUUGGCAUCUUCAGACGGUUCUGAUUUCAGGGACUGAGCAUCCCAAUCCAGCAUUUUUAUUUUAUCCAACAUUUUUUUUCUCUGCAGUCUAAAUGUUCAUAGCUUUCAGGAUGUCGGAGAAAUCCACAAUGGAAUCAAAUGAGUUCAGAUUUCUAUGAAUCCGACCUGCAGAUUCUGCAGUGGACCAGCAUUUCCUGAGUCGCAUGAAUGCCAUGGACUUGCGGGGUUUCGUUUUUAAAUUUCUGGAAUUUUACGCAAAUUUAGUCAUAGAAAAAUACUUUUUUUUUAAAAAAAAAAAUACAGCCAAAAAUGUGCAUUUAUCCCAUAGGCUAAAGCAUGGAAAUGCACAUUUUGAAGGGAUUUGCAGAUAUUGAGGGGAUUUGGCAUUUGCAUAAGUGUGAAUUUCCAAAAAUUUUGGAAAUUGAAAAAAAUAAGACUCCGUCAGCAGAUGACAAAACAAAAUCCAUGAAACACAGCUGGAACGGAUUUUAUAAAACCCAUACAUGGCAGUUUGCUUUCUCUUCAGUUGACUGCCUCUGUGCAUGUGUAGAGCACCUUUUGUUUGAAGGAAACCAGCUUUUGUUCUAACAAGAUGGGUCUGAGGACACAGUGCCUCUGAGUGUCUGCAGAGUGCCUUUCCUCUCACAGGAAGCAGCUUUAUAAAAGCCAAAGGGCAGUGCCUCUAAGCAUACGCAGAGCAUUAAGAUAUAGAAAGUACAGACAUAACCCCAAAUGCCAAACAAUCAAAACUGAGGCUGGAUGGCAGUGCGAACUCAAAGCAUUUUGCUGCCUGAAGCUGUUAGGGUAAAAAACCCAACCAGAAGGGAGGGAACGGGGGGGGGGAUUUACACAUCGUCGUGAAGGCGCUUGCGUGCGCCUGCAGUGUGCCUUGAAACUCAUCGUGUAGAUCCUGCCCUGGACUGCUGAGGGGAAAUGUAUCAUGACGGCGAGGAGCUGCCCGCUCAGGCGCUCCUCGGCUCGGAAAGGGGUGUGUGUGGAUGUGUGUGUAGGUGGUGCCCAGCUCCGCCCAGGCUCUCUCUCUCUCUCUCUCUCUCUCUCUCUCUCUCUCUCUCUCUCUCUCUCUCUCUCUCUCCCUUUCCCGGGGUCUACGUGUGAGUGAGCAAGUGAGGGCGGGAAUGACGGUAACAGCAGAGCAGCAGCGUUGCAGGUGAAUGCGAGGAGUUUCCUGCGGAGUCAUGGAGAGAUCAGGGCGUGGGAGGGGAGGCGGUGGUGGCUGGUUGAACAGCGUGUGUGUGUGAGAGAAAGAGAGGACCACGGCAGCAGCAGCGACCAGGAGAACAGAAUGUGUAGGGAGAGAGCAGUUGGAGUCGGUGAGGAUGAGGAAGGGCCGAGGGUGUGCAUAGAUGAAAAGUGGCACGCGAGAGGAAAUCGGGGGAAGAAGUACAGGGGGGGAUGUCUGCACAUGUGUGUGUGUGUGAGAGAGAGAGAGAGAGAGUGUGAGAGAGUGUGUGUGUGUGAGAGAGAGAGAGAGAGAUGAGAAUGAGAAUGAGAAUGAGAAUGAAUAUGAAUAAAGUUGCAUCUGUCUGAAGGACGGAGUUUGAGGGAUCUACACAUCGUCGUGAAGGCGCUUGCGUGCGCCUGCAGUGCACCCCGAAAUUCAUCGUGUAGAUCCUCCCCAGGAAAACCAGACAAGUCCAGAUUCAGUGACCAUUCUUUAUUGACCUACAUGUGUAGGAGGAAACUCACCCUUGAUGGAUCGAAGAAGAGCUUCUCCACCCAUCAUCCACAACCAACAUCUUUUAUAACAUUCCGUGCCCCUCCUGAUGAGCUCAUCCCUCCUCCCAUCCCUUAUUGAUUGCAAAGUUAUACGUUUUCCAUAAGUGAAAUUGUUUCUAACAGCUAACAAUACAUAAUAUUGUAAAUAAAUUUUAUUUUAAUUUGCAAAUAUGACAAUACUUGCUGACAAGGGGUAAGACCCAGAAGAGUAGGCCUAAUGCUAAGUUUUUGUUUGUUUUUAAAAGGGGGAGAGGAAGACAUUUCAAGGUCAUAUUGUCAAACAGCAUUUUAAGGGUGCAAUCCUAUGCAUGUUUAGACAGAAAAAAGUCCUACUACUUCUAGCAUCCACCAGCCAGCCAUGCUUCUGUCUAAACUUCCACAGGAUUGCACCCUAAAUCUCUUAUAUGUGUCUACUCAGAGUACAUAAGAACAUAAGAAGCACCAUGCUGGAUCAGACCAAGGGUCCAUCUAGUCCAGCACUCUGUUCACACAGUGGCCAACCAGCCAUUGGCCAGGGAUGAACAAGCAGGACAUGGUGCAACAGCACCCUCCCACCCAUGUUCCCCAGCAACUGGUGCACACAGGCUUAGAAAGGAAAGGAACCUCUCGUGCAAGCACUGAGUCAUUACUGACUCUUGGAGGGAUGCCAGCUUUCGCUGAAGUUUUCUUGGCACGCAUUAUAGUGGGGUGGUUUGCCGUUGCCUUCCCCAGCCGUUAUUACCUUUCCCCCAGCUAACUGGGUACUCAUUUUACCGACCUCGGGAGGAUGGAGGGCUAAGUCAACCCGAGCCGGCUGCCUGAAACCAGCUUCCGCUGGGAUCGAACUCAGGCCGUGGGAGAGUUUCAGCUGCAGAAACUGCUGCUUUACCGCUCUGUGCCACACGAGGCUCUGCUUACUGCCUCGAAUACUGUAGAUAGCACACAACCAUCAGGGCUAGUAGCCAUUGAUAAUGGGACUUACUCCUAAGUAAGUGUUUUCUCUUUUUGAACAAGCCAUGUUUUUGCACAUCGUAUUGAUUAGAAUGUAUAGUAAAAUCCUGACUUUUGUAUUAUUUUCUAGAGUUUCUUCCACAUAAAAUGGUUGUCUGGGCUCUCAGCAAUAUGCGCUUAACAUUAAUUAUAACCUAGGGUACACUUGGCUUAUGUGCCUGAAGUUAAGUUUUCUGUUGAAACUCAACUAAUACAAAUAAAUGCUUGAUCAGAAAGGCCAAUUAUA
Molecule: messenger RNA, 5925 nt
Organism: Elgaria multicarinata webbii
Lineage: Eukaryota; Metazoa; Chordata; Lepidosauria; Squamata; Anguidae
Gene: C6
Product: complement C6
Exons: 18
Coding region: 103-2958 (951 amino acids)
Biological process (GO): complement activation
Cellular component (GO): membrane attack complex
Molecular function (GO): protein binding
Source: RefSeq, a predicted model, not a curated record